Molecule: messenger RNA, 990 nt
Organism: Ricinus communis (castor bean)
Lineage: Eukaryota; Viridiplantae; Streptophyta; Magnoliopsida; Malpighiales; Euphorbiaceae
Product: putative 4-hydroxy-4-methyl-2-oxoglutarate aldolase 3
Exons: 2
Coding region: 239-739 (166 amino acids)
Biological process (GO): regulation of RNA metabolic process
Molecular function (GO): ribonuclease inhibitor activity
Source: RefSeq, a predicted model, not a curated record
CAGCAACGAAUUCACACUCGAACGAGACAGAAGAGUAUGACGGGUGGAUUACGUAAGGAGAGAUGUGAAGUGGUUAGAGAAUGGCACGACAGCCAAUGUGAUUCUGUGCCGCCAAUUCAAACUCUAUGAUAUCAUCUGUUCCUUGUUUCUUCUUCUGUACACCACUACUCUUCUUUCCUUACCAACACGGAAAGACCUUCCCCAUCAGACCCACCUCUGAGUUAACUGGGUAAUAUACAUGGCCGCUGUAGCAACGGCUGAAGCAUGCGAUUCCAAUGCAGCAUUAUCGGCGAGUGGUGAUUUGCGGGCUUUGCAACCGGUAUUCAAGAUAUAUGGCCAGAGCCGAGCAUUCUCAGGCCCCAUUGUCACUCUGAAGGUGUUUGAGGACAAUGUGUUGGUUAGGGAGCUUCUCGAGACCAGAGGCGAAGGAAGAGUUCUGGUCAUAGAUGGUGGGGGAAGCAUGAGGUGUGCUUUGGUGGGAGGGAAUUUGGGGCAAUUGGCUCAAAACAUGGGGUGGGCUGGUAUCAUUGUGAAUGGCUGCAUCAGAGAUGUUGAUGAGAUCAACGGUUGCGAUAUUGGAGUAAGAGCCUUGGCAUCACAUCCCAUGAAAUCCAACAAGAAAGGCAUGGGGGAGAAGCAUGUGACAGUGCACAUUGCUGGGACACUAAUUCGUGAUGGGGAAUGGCUGUAUGCAGAUAGUGAUGGCAUUCUUAUCUCAAAAUCUGAGCUCUCUAUUUGAGUAAGCAAGCACUUAGAACUUGCAAGACAAUGGAAUCCCAGAUCACCCAAAUUAGUUCCAAGGUAGCUGGAUGGUCUGUGGAAAACAUUUUGUUCUCUAUGUCUGCAUUAUUUACAUCAAAUAAACUUGGGAAUUGGACUCAGCUUCUCUUGGACCACAGGCUAACAUAUUUUGCAGAGAAUCAUCUGCGGUUGUACACUAAUAAUUGUAGAACAAUUCGAGAAUCCACGAUCAGUUUGUAUUUCAGUUUU